CUCACCAGACUCCGUCAAUCCCUCACCUGCGAAGUCUGCACAGAACUUCUAUAUGAACCGUGUACCCUCGCCUGCGGACACGUUCAAUGCUAUGGAUGCUUGAUGGAUUGGCUGCAGCAUAAGAAGACGUGUCCGCAAUGUCGGGCGAAGGUUGUUGAUAAACCUGUGUUGACGUUUGUUAUCCGGGAUAUGGUCGAUCUAUUUGUGUCGAAGGUGGAGGUCGAGGAUCCGGAAGGUGAGGGGCGGACGUUGCGGGAGCAUCAGAAAGAGCAGAGGGUGAUGGUGGAAGAACAUAGAGCGAGUGGGGAAGGUCUUUUCCCGGGAUUGUUCAAGAAUAAGUUCCGGGGGACACGGAUGAUGGAUCUAGGGGACCAGGUUAUGAGGUGUGCGAGUUGUGGGUGGGAGGUCGAGGGUGGCCCGUCGUGUCUGCAUUGU
This is a messenger RNA of Saitoella complicata NRRL Y-17804, 435 nucleotides long. RefSeq lists its product as uncharacterized. The transcript has a single exon. The record is from RefSeq and is a predicted model, not a curated record. Lineage: Eukaryota; Fungi; Ascomycota; Saitoellomycetes; Saitoellales; Saitoellaceae. The annotation marks the transcript as partial.